Messenger RNA from Fundulus heteroclitus (mummichog), 1488 nucleotides. It is a transcript of the gene slc25a43, whose product is annotated as solute carrier family 25 member 43. The coding region runs from base 1 to 1038 and encodes 345 amino acids. The record is from RefSeq and is a predicted model, not a curated record. NCBI's taxonomy places the organism in Eukaryota, Metazoa, Chordata, Actinopteri, Cyprinodontiformes, Fundulidae. The transcript is spliced from 5 exons. Gene Ontology annotation, biological process: transmembrane transport.
AUGGUGGUCUCGGUGAAAAACGACACCCGGCUCACCGGCUCCCAGAGUUUUCUCUGCGCAGGUUUCGCUGGUUUCUUCAGCAAAACCGUCACGUCGCCCCUGGAGGUGGUGAAGAUCAAGAGCCAGGUGGGAACCUUUCACUGCAAAGGGGGCUUCCUGCAGACUUUUAUCGUCAUCUACCGGAAUGAGGGACUUCGAGGGUUUUGGAAAGGAAAUAUGGCCUCCUGUCUCCGGCUAUUUCCAUAUACAGCCGUUCACCUCACAACGUACAAGAAGAUCGUCCACCUUCACAUGGAUGAGCUGGGUUUCAUCUCUCAGUGGAGGGCCAUAUUUGCUGGGGGGCUGGCUGGCGUCGCCGCAGCCCUGCUCACAUAUCCUCUGGAGGUGGCAGAGACCAGACUCGUCGUUCAGAACUGCAGGCAGCCCACCUAUGUCGGCGUAGCUCGCACUCUCUCAAAGAUCUACAGGAAUGAAGGGCUUCCUGCUCUCUACAGAGGAUUUUCCCUCACCGUUUUGGGUGCGGUUCCCUUUUCUGUCUCCUGCUAUGCGGUUUACAUGAAUAUGGACAAGCUGUGGCAGGAGCCGUAUUUUCGCUUCACUCCUCUGCAGAACUUUGUAAAUGGCUGCAUUGCAGCAGGAGUGGCCCAAACGCUCUCAUACCCCUUUGAAACGGUUAAGCGGAAAAUGCAGGCACAGAGUCCUCGUCUUCCCCAUUUCGGUGGCGUUGAUGUCCACUUCGCUGGAAUGAUGGACUGCUUCAGACAGGUUAUAAGAAACAAGGGCGUCCUGUCGCUGUGGAACGGACUAACAGCCAACACGCUAAAGAUCGUCCCCUACUCUGGCCUUCUCUUCACCUGCUGCGAGAUGUGCAAGCAGGUUUGCCUCUACCGUAACGGCUACAUCGUCUCACCUCUGAGCUACACGCCCACGCCGGGGGUUGACCAGAGCCUCGGGCCGUACGAGCUGGAAGAGGUCAGGCGCUGCCUGAAAAACAGGAACUUUGGGUCAGGGGAGUCGUCUCUGGGAAACCGCUGGUGAAGCUUCACGGGGAAAACAUGUCCUCCUGAAGUAGGAGGAGGAAAAAUAAAACACUCCUUACCAGACUGCACCCCGAGACACUAAAACUGAGACUCUUUCAGAAUGAUAUCAUUUUUUUAUCUGACAGUAUUAACCAUGAAUUGCUACCGAUUUAUGACUUAUUUUUGGGUAACAACGCGUGCCUUUGAUGUUAAAUAUUUAUUUUUUUUUGACUCCUGUUGCAGUUUUUACUGCAUUAAUUUCACACUGUGCCGCAGCCUAUUCUGAUGAAGUAGACAGCAAAACGCUUUUUAACCGUGGACAUUGAGAUUUGAGUAUUAUGAUUGUAAAAAAAGAAGCACAUUCAGACGAUGGUUUAAUCCUUUGACAGAAGCAGCUGUUCCUCUGUAAUCAUGUACAUCUGCUGACAUGGAUUUAGUCAUUAAAAAGUUUACUUUACCCAGAACCUAA